Messenger RNA from Styela clava, 1239 nucleotides. NCBI's taxonomy places the organism in Eukaryota, Metazoa, Chordata, Ascidiacea, Stolidobranchia, Styelidae. The record is from RefSeq and is a predicted model, not a curated record.
AGAAACUAUAAAUAAGCAACUCACCUUUAAAGUAUUGGUUUAUUGAAUUUUACGUUGCUCUGAAAGAUUUUUGAAGUCCGUGCUAAAAUGAAGUCCACGCUGUUGAUUCUGUCGAUGUGCAUGGUACUGGCAAAUUGCCUGAAAUGCGGAAUUCCUCCGGAAGAAGACAUCGAUUGGAAUAGGGUCCGACCGGGCAGGUGGUACGAUGUUGUGGAUAUCCCACAUACGGACUAUCCUGUUGGUUGCUGGGAGGCAAAAGAAGUUGUUCCUACUAAAGUCGGGAUUUCAUUUCGUUAUUACAUCUAUGUAGGAGGUGAACAACCAGAGUUUUUAACAGACCAGAACUUCACCCGUCAGAAGCCCGGUGUUUAUCGUCUAUCUGGAGCUGACUCUUUGUUGACCGCCUAUGACCAUUUAUUAGACGAAUCUAAAAAAUCUACGAAGGAGAUGAUAGUAAACGAGGCUAAUGAUUUUGCUGCCAACGACUGGACAUUUUUCACUGAUUAUGAAACCUAUAUGAUUACAAUUACUUGCCACAAAGGAGGCUGGAAAGCGUUUGCCAAGUUUAAUACACCACAAAUAACAGUUGCUCAAUUACAAAAUAUUUCGAAAGUUCUCGUCGACCAUGGAUGGAUUUCCCCAGUUAUGUCACUGAAAAACGAAUGUUUGAAUAAGGGUCAACAGGAUUUCGAUGAAGCUGCCACAGUCCUUAAAUAGAAGAGAAAAGACUUAAAUUCACAAUUCCUAUAAACUUCAAUUUCCUACCUCUAGUAUUUGGUAUCUUUGAUACUGACUAUAACAGAUGGAAAUGAAUCAAUGUUAUACUAUCAUUUAUUAUACGGAACCACCGUGCAGUAUUUAGACUUAGUCAUACAAUCUGGGUGAUUCUUAUUCGUGCUUAAGUUUAGAAAUAUACAUAUAUACAGUGAUGAGCUGUAGCCGGAACGCACUGGAACGGCGUUCCGGUUGCUGGACAUUUUAUUGCAUUUGCGUCCCUGUUGUUGAAAUGAAAUUAUGUCAUGGAAAGUUUAGUUUCUCUGGUAAACUCAGUUAUUAACUUACGUUUUGUUACGUAAUAAUUCAUUUUACAUUGCGGCAAACAAUUAGUUAGUACAGCAGUAACAUGUAGUGAAUUUUCGCCGACCUUUGACUCCGUGAAAAUUUGUCCUGUUACAUUGUAUUGAAUUGGUAUGAAUAUUCUUGUAAUUAUACACAGACAUAUUUCAGAUAAUGAAUUCA